UAGUGUGCCUGAUCUGAAGUCUUCCUCAAUUGUUAGAAUGCGUACAGCAAUGUCUCCAAUGCGAGGAUUUACGUAUUGCUAUAUAUUCUUUCACGAUCGUAUGAGCUAAGAAAGAGGGUGUUUAAUAGCCCAAAUAACGUAACAAUAAUUCUAAUCAAAUAAUGUCAUAAGAUAUAUAGACAAUGAUAAUUUAUUCCUGAUAAUGAUAGGAAGUUAUGAGCGUAAUAAUAAAUGAUUAUAAUGUAACAAAACGUAAUAAUAAGAAAUCAAAAUAUAAGUAUAAGAAAUACAUGAAGUAAAAGAAACAUUGAAAAUAUUGUGAAACAUUCAGGAACACUCGGAUAUGAGAUGAUGAGAGUCGCUUGAAGAAUAUCAAAGUGGAACGACGCAUAAGGAAAGGGAGAGACGGAACUCGUUAUUGUAAUCAUCAUUAUCAUCGUUGCCGUCGCUGUAUGAUUGUUCUAGCUAGAAAAGCCGGGACAGCGGGUACAAAAGACGCGACGACAGCAACUGACAAGAGAGAGGGUUAUUACCUCUACCCGUGAUUUUCUCUUUGUACCUUCACCCUUUCUGUUUCCUUCGUGAAAGGAUUAAGCGUCGUAGAGCUAUUUGUGCAACGUGGACCAACCGACGGAGCAUCCGAAAUUCAAUUAGCAAUCUAACAUUACCUUGUCAAUAUUAUUCACUAUCUCCUUUAUUUUAGGUGAUCGAAUAAGAAACGGUGAAAAAAAACGAAAUACGUGGUAAUACUCAAAAUAAUUAUCUACCAUUAGAAUCGGAAGAAGAGCCGAAAAGCCGAAAAAAAAUUAGAGAUUAUCUGUAACCACUGAACAAUCAGCGAUUAUUCUGUACAAUCACAAAUACGUUUUUCAUAAGAAAUUAAUAAAUUAUUAUUACACUACUAUUAAACACAAAAAGAACAAUUUUAUUUAUAAAAAUAAAAAAGAGUAAUAUCUAAUGAUAUUUAAUCUACGGUCAGAAAUAGCGCUGAGCAAGAGACGAUAACAUCCUGGAAAGAAUCUUUAGACUCGAAAGUGAAUUGAUUAUUAGAAGAGACCAACCAUCGUACUAGGUUACAUCAAGAAAGAUUUCUCGAAGGAAAAGAUAUUGACAAAGAAAUUCUUGUUCGAUGCUGCAUCCAAAUUUUGAGGAAUGACAAUGUCAGCGACUGUGUCACCGAUGAAACCUGCGCGUGGACGAGGCCCGGCCGAUGGCCGAGCCUUCUUCGAGACGCUGUGGCGAGGCGGCAACUUCCUACUAGACCGGCAAAAAGUGCUGAAGCGCUCGCGCAAACGCAAAUUGCACUAUGCGGCAGCCAAUAACGGCAAGAGGAAGCAACAGCAACUGCUGCAGAUGCAGCGUCAACACUGCUGUUGCUGUCAACGCAUUCAGCUGCACCUGCUCGCCGAACGGCGAAGCAACAUGCGCUCCGUCGUCAGUGUACGAGAGACACAUCAGGUCGCCGAGGCGCAGCAGGAGAAGAAUGCGAAGCUUCGCGAAGCAUUCGGUAUCUCCGAAUUCUUCGUAGAAGGCAGUAGCCUAGAUCCAGCGCGGUACGCACGCGAGGCGGAGGCGCGAGCCGCCGCCGCCGCCGCUACCGCGAGCAAAGUCUACGAGUUGGUGCGUACACCGAGUCUGACGCCGCCGCCGCCAGUAGAAACGAUCACCACGACCGCUGAGAAGAAGAAGCGAAAGCGUUCCGGCAGCGCGAGCAAAAAGAAGAAGACCAAGAAGCACAAACGGGAAAGAUCCGAAUCUCCUAAGUCUGGUAAGAAGAAAGAAAAGUCCAAGAAAAAAAAGAAGGAGAGGAAGCACAAAAAGACCGAGGCCACGUCGUCCGACAGCGACUCCAGCGAAGAUUCCGAUGAUAGCAACUUAUCUGAGGCCGAAUCGAAGAAAAAGAAGAAAAAAAGAAAGAAAAAGCUCAAAGUCGAAGGAAAGGAUAAGCAUGAGAAGAAGAAGACAUCGACUAAACGGAAACGUCAAUCAUCUGAAAGCUCCUCUGAUAGUUUCGUGAAAAAACCGAAAAAGUCGUUAAAAAAUGAGAAAAAUACCGUGGACAAGGCGUUAAGGAAUGAAGUUUCCGAGAGUGCUGCGGUUCUUUCGCGAGAACCACUUCCUCCUCGAUCGAUCCGAUCACCAAAGCGAGAAGCAUUAGCAUUAUCUCGAACAACAAUAUCUCGAAACGAGACUCCACCACUACCAUCGUCCACCAAGAAUAAAACAAAGAAAGAUUCGCCGAAAAAGUGUGUGACAGAUAAGCGGGACAAAUCGCUGAAGAACCACUACAGGAGUCCUGCUCCAUCAUUACAUAGGCAACAUAGAUCAUCUUCUAGAAGCAGAGGUGAUAGAGACAGAAUUGAAAGAGACAGGGACAGAGACAAGGAUAAAGACAAGGAUAGAGACAAGGAUAGAGACAGAGAUAGAGACAGAGAUAGAGACAGGGAUAGAGAUAGAGGAGGAAGAGAAGGAAGGUCUUCCAGGAGGUACUCGAGAUCACGUCGUAUGAGUCUGUCUCCCAAACGGAGACGAGGAUAUUCUAGAUCACCUAGGAGACGUAGUAGGCAUUCUAUGUCCAGGAGUAGGAGUCGCUCCAAAUAUGAUCGCUAUGGAUCGUCCCGCAGAAGACUCAUGUCUCCACCAGCGAGACGUAGAGAGACCGAUUCUCGCCGAAGAUCGCGCUCAACAGGGCGACAGCAACGUCGACAAUCUCGAUCGCGCUCUACCUUGAGUUAUUCGCCAGUUAGAAAGAAUCCAGAGCGUUACAAGGACAUCUUGGAGGAUCGAAAAUCACGACAAGAUCAGAAAAAAAAAAUUAAAAGCGAUAAACCAAAAUCGCGCUCGACAUCGAGAAGCAAGAAAACACAACAAAUAACGGUUGCACCUAGAGUGAGUCUGAGAUCGUCGAGCGAGAACGAAGUCGAUCUAGCCGAUGAUGAGCCCAACAAGCAACAAGAGGAAGAUGAGGAAAGAAGAAUUAUAGAAUUGAACACAUUGAAACGAUUGCAGAGUGGCUUGGCAGCAAAGGCACGGGAGACGCUGGAGAAGAAGGUGAUCAGUCCCACGAAAUUCAAGAUUGAGAAGCGAGAAAAUGUAUUAGAUAUCGCUCUACCAAGCGAACCGCCAAAAACCAUAGCGCAAAAUUUAACCGUACAUAUUCGAGACACGUCAAAGGAUCCAAUUAUGCAGACUCUUCCAAUCAUCCAAUCACCAGUGUCCAGCAGAUCACCCUCACCGGCUUUACCUCUCACCCGAGAAGAGGCGGCGAUUAAGAUCAGAUCGCCGAGUGAGUCACCGCCGCCAUUGCCUCAGCAAUCUUUUAAUAAAGUUGAUUUUACAUCUUCCAACGUGAAGGCUAAGACAAAUAGUCAGUUUUUGAGAUCGCCAAAUUUCUCUGGCAAGAAAGACUCGUCAUUUUCAAAGGAUGCCUCGAAAAGAGAGUCAUCUUCUCGAUCUCCUAUCAAGAUAGUGAUAUCCAGGGAAGAUCACACGAUAAUAAAAUUACGUUCGCCGAGUGAAUCACCACCGCCUUUGCUGUCGUUAACUAGAGUAGUGAAUUGUCACUCGCCAAAGAAAAGUAAAUCGUACUCCAGAUCACCAUCGAGAUCAUGCACGAGAUCACCGUCUGUCGUGGACAAAGUGAGAUCUUCCAGAUCGCCGUCCGGAGACAAAAAGUCGCGAUCCCGUUCGCGAGGCAAGAAAUCAUCAGCAUCACCUGAACAACGAUCUACUUCUAGAUCAGCCUCCAGGACAGAGAAAUCAUCUCCUAAGGCGAGAACGAAACACUCGCCCCGAUCAAGAUCUCGAUCCUCGGAGGAGUCAAAGCGCUCAAGCACGUCGAGAUCACCCUCGAGGUGUAAGAAGUCCGCUUCACGAUCCAGAAGUAGAAAUCGAUCGUCAUCAAAGAGGAGAUCACAUAGUCGUUCUUCCCUGUCAAAGAAAUCUAGGAGCAGAUCGCUGUCGAAGAAGAGAUCACAUAGCCGUUCGCUAUCAAAAAAAUCCAAGAGUCGCUCACGAUCGGCGUCAAGAAUCUCCAGGGACAAGGAUAAACGUAGUCAUACCAGGAGCAGCUCACGUUCCUCUGUUAGCUCCAGGCAUAGUCGAGCUAGAAGUUUUUCCAGCUCAUCAAGAUCAUCAAGUAGUGUUUUCAGUCGAUCCUCUCGCUCCACCUCCAGUAGCUCUGCCUCCAGUAGAUCACGUUCACCGUCGAUACCUCGACGUUAUGGUUCACCUAGUUUUCUAGAUAGACGACGUAUCACGAGCGCGAGAAAACGUCCGAUCCCGUAUUAUCGACCAACCCCGUCACCACCCUCAUCGCCGAGUAGUUCCGAGAGCAGUAAACAUACUAAGUGGUCCAGUGCGAGUCAUCGAUCCAGCUCUGCGAGUCCGUGUUACACGCGUUGAGAAUUGAGAAGAACGCAUAUGUGAAUUCGCAAUCGACGUACACUAGACUCGCAGCGGCAUAGUUCGAUCCUUUAUGAUUUAAAGAAAACCACCGUGUCCAGUUAAUUGAUUCCCGAGAUAUUAUCAAUUUAGACAUUUAAAUACAUAUUUAAAGAUAUAUUAAUUUAAAAAAUUAUAAUUGUAAAUAUUAAUUUAAAAAUGAAAAUUUAGAUCAUAAAGGGUCGAGGAAUGUUUUAGAGAAGAAAUUUAGUAAUG
This is a messenger RNA of Cyphomyrmex costatus, 4659 nucleotides long. It is a transcript of the gene Srrm234, whose product is annotated as Serine-arginine repetitive matrix 2/3/4. The record is from RefSeq and is a predicted model, not a curated record. The coding region runs from base 1153 to 4404 and encodes 1083 amino acids. Gene Ontology annotation, cellular component: nucleus. The transcript is spliced from 8 exons. NCBI's taxonomy places the organism in Eukaryota, Metazoa, Arthropoda, Insecta, Hymenoptera, Formicidae.